CCAUAAAAAUUUCCUUUUGUGAAGUCAGAAAUAGAUUUCCCAGUUCUCACUUGGGGGGUUACAAAAAGCCUCCAACUUUACAGUGUGCUGCGCAUCUCCUGCCUUUCCUGAUACAACUCCCGACCAAAUUUUAUCAUCCUGGCUGGGUGCUUCAGAGCGAUCUGCUUCCUUCUGUGAACUUCUUCGGCGUGGGGCUUUCACCUUGCCGCACAGCAGCUGCUCAUAAUGCGGUUACGCUCAUUCCUUAUUACUCUCGCUCUCGAUGUCACCGUAAUGCAGGUUGUACAAGCAUUACGGAUAAUGCCUCGCAUACCGUUGCUGGAUCGCUGGCACAAGUCAUCGGAUGAAGGCACCAGCGCUCUCUACAGAGGCUGGAAGCCAAGAGUUUGGCCAGAUGGUCUGGUCCGUUUGGACCCACGACGGCCGCCGAGUGCAAAACGCGACGGUCUACCCUCAUCAUGGGUCAUCCAACGAAUAUAUGAGGGGUCAACGUUCUUCGAUGAUUGGUCCUUUGCAACUUACCCAGAUCCAACACAUGGACAAGUCCAGUGAGUUUCCGUAGCCGCAUGACUGGCCGACUAGCCCUUCACUCUCCACAUAGAUAUGUAUCACGGCAAUGGGCAACUCAGUCCGGGAUGGUAUAUGUCAACAAUGUGGGGCAGGCGAUCAUGCAAGUUGAUCGAUG
Messenger RNA from Cantharellus anzutake, 685 nucleotides. RefSeq lists its product as uncharacterized. The record is from RefSeq and is a predicted model, not a curated record. NCBI's taxonomy places the organism in Eukaryota, Fungi, Basidiomycota, Agaricomycetes, Cantharellales, Hydnaceae. The transcript has 4 exons. The coding region runs from base 226 to 552 and encodes 108 amino acids.